This is a messenger RNA of Sphaeramia orbicularis (orbiculate cardinalfish), 4749 nucleotides long. Its product is annotated as phospholipid-transporting ATPase IC-like. Gene Ontology annotation, cellular component: plasma membrane; trans-Golgi network. The coding region runs from base 18 to 3761 and encodes 1247 amino acids. The transcript is spliced from 29 exons. NCBI's taxonomy places the organism in Eukaryota, Metazoa, Chordata, Actinopteri, Kurtiformes, Apogonidae. The record is from RefSeq and is a predicted model, not a curated record. Gene Ontology annotation, molecular function: ATP hydrolysis activity; magnesium ion binding; ATPase-coupled intramembrane lipid carrier activity. Gene Ontology annotation, biological process: Golgi organization; phospholipid translocation.
UUAUUCGUAGUGUGACCAUGAGUCGGCGGCGUGCUGACUCCCAGGGUUCCAUGGGGCCCGAUGAUGAGGCCAUGCCGUACAGCGACGACGAGACGGACGAUGAGUUGGACGCCAGUUCAGAAGGCGAAGUGGAGGAAGCUCAGGGCCCCAUCCAUCCGCCAGUGGAGCCCAGAGCCAGCGACGUGUCCUGGAAGGUCAAAGCCAACGACCGGGCCUAUCAUCAGCUGCCGGAGUUUCAGAAGAAAGUCUUCCUGUGUUUUAAGAAGAGCAGAUACUCGGGAAAUGCCAUCAAGACGUACAAGUACAACGUCCUGACCUUCAUCCCUCUGAACCUGUUUGAACAGUUUAAAAGAGCUGCCAACCUGUACUUCCUGGCCCUGCUCAUCCUACAGGUGAUCCCAGAGAUCUCCACGCUGCCCUGGUACACCACACUGAUCCCCCUGGUGGUGGUGUUGGGAGUCACAGCCAUUAAAGACCUGGUGGACGAUCUGGCGCGACACAGGAUGGACAAAGAGAUCAACAACAGGAAGUCUGAGGUUCUCCUGAACGGAAGGUUUCAGGAGGCAAAGUGGAGGGACAUUCAGGUCGGAGACGUCGUACGACUGAAGAAAAAUGACUUUGUUCCGGCGGACAUCUUGUUAUUAUCCAGCUCCAACCCAAACAGUCUGUGCUACGUGGAAACGGCCGAACUCGACGGGGAGACCAACCUGAAGUUUAAGAUGGGACUCAGAGUGACCGAUGAGAGGCUCCAGGAGGAACGGCAGCUGGCAGAGUUCGACGCUCUGAUCGACUGUGAGGAGCCCAACAACCGUCUGGACAAGUUCACCGGGACCAUGUUGUGGAGGAGGGAGCGCUACCCUCUGGACCUGGACAACAUGCUGCUGCGAGGAUGCAAGGUCCGCAACACCGAGGAGUGCCACGGCCUGGUCAUCUUCGCAGGAGCCGACACCAAAAUCAUGAGGAACGGCGGGAAGACGCGAUUCAAGAGGACAAAGAUCGACAAACUGAUGAACUACAUGGUCUACACGAUCUUCGUGCUGCUGGUCCUGGUGGCUGCAGGUCUGGCCAUCGGACACACCUUCUGGUGGGAGCAGAUCGGCUCUAAGGCCUGGUACCUGUUCGACGGGAAAGACCAGGACGCCUCCUACCGGGGCUUCCUCAGCUUCUGGGGAUACCUGAUUGUCCUCAACACCAUGGUGCCCAUCUCGCUCUAUGUCAGUGUGGAGAUCAUUCGACUGGGUCAAAGCAAGUUCAUCAACUGGGAUCUGCAGAUGUACUUCGCUGAGAAGGACACGCCGGCAAAGGCUCGGACCACCACCCUUAACGAGCAGCUGGGUCAGAUCGAGUACAUUUUCUCCGACAAGACGGGAACGCUGACGCAGAACGUCAUGCAGUUCAAGAAGUGCACCAUCGCAGGACGUAGCUACGGUGACCCGACCACGGCUAAGGGGGUCCAGUUGGACCGAGGACAGCCGGUGGACUUCAGCUGGAACCAGUACGCCGACAGGAAGUUCCAGUUCACCGACCACGCCCUGGUGUCCUGCGUCCGCUCCAGGAAGGACAAGGACGCCGUGGAGUUCUUCAAACUGCUGUCCCUCUGCCACACCGUCAUGGUGGAGCACAAAGACGGUGAGCUGGUCUACCAGGCGGCGUCUCCUGAUGAGGGCGCUCUGGUGACAGCGGCCCGGAACUUCGGCUAUGUGUUCCUGUCUCGGACCCAGGACAGCAUCACCAUCAGGGAGGCGGAUCAGGAGGCCACCUACGAGAUGUUAGCCCUGCUGGACUUCAACUCCGACCGAAAACGGAUGUCCAUCAUCUUGCGCUGUCCUGAUGGGAGGGUUCGUCUUUACUGUAAAGGAGCCGACACCGUCAUCUACGAGCGACUGUCUCCAAACUCCAGACAUAAGGAGACCACUCAGGCCGCUCUGGACGUUUUCGCCAACGAGACGCUGCGGACGCUGUGUUUGUGUUACAAAGACAUCAGUGAUGCCGAGUACAACGCCUGGUCCAGGAAACACAAAGAGGCUCAGGUGACCAUGGUGGACCGAGACGCCGCCCUGGACCGGGUCUACGAGCAGAUCGAGAACAACCUGAUGCUCAUCGGAGCGACAGCCAUCGAGGACAAACUGCAGGACGGAGUACCGGAGACCAUCGCCAAACUGGCCAAAGCCGACAUCAAGAUCUGGGUUCUGACCGGAGAUAAGAAAGAAACGGCAGAAAACAUCGGAUACUCGUGCUCGUUGCUGACUGACGACAUGCAGAUUCACUACGGAGAAGACGUCAACGAGAAGCUCCGGACGCGUCAGGAAAACAGGAGGAACGAGCCUCUGACCCAACGACCAGGUAGAAAGAAAACAGCUGAACCGUUUUUCACCACGCCAGGAAAGAACGCUCUGAUCAUCACCGGAGGAUGGUUGAAUGAGAUUCUGUAUGAAAAGAAGAAGAAACGCCGCCGCCUACGUCUACAUCGUCUGGGAAAGCGACAGAUUCCCAGCAGUCCUCAGGACGGACAACCGAUGAACGACUGGGAGAAGGAGAUGAGACAGAUCGACUUCGUGGACAUGGCGUGUGAAUGCGAGGCGGUCAUCUGCUGCCGCGUCACGCCCAAGCAGAAGGCCAACGUGGUCAGUCUGGUGAAGAAGUACAAGAAGGCCGUGACGCUGUCCAUCGGAGACGGAGCCAACGACGUCAACAUGAUCAAAACUGCAGACAUCGGUGUGGGCAUCAGCGGUCAGGAGGGGAUGCAGGCGGUCAUGUCCAGCGACUACGCCUUCGCCCAGUUCCGGUACCUGCAGCGCCUCCUGCUGGUGCACGGACGCUGGUCCUACAUUCGAAUGUGCAAGUUCCUGCGUUUCUUCUUCUUCAAGAACUUCGCCUUCACCCUGGUCCACUUCUGGUACUCCUUCUUCAGCGGAUACUCCUCACAGGUGGCCUAUGAGGACUGGUUCAUCACUCUGUACAACCUGUUCUACAGCAGCUUACCCGUUCUACUGGUCGGACUCCUGGACCAGGACGUCAACGAUAAGCUGAGUCUGAAGUUUCCGAAGCUGUACCUGCCGGGUCAGCAGGGCUCGCUGUUCAACUAUAAGAACUUCUUCAUCAGUUUGUUCCACGGCAUCUUCGUGUCGCUCAUCAUCUUCUUCAUCCCGUACGGCGCCUUCCUGCAGACCAUGGGGCAGGACGGAGAGGCGCCGUCCGACUACCAGUCCUUCGCCGUCGUCACCGCCUCCUCGCUCAUUUUCACCGUCAACCUGCAGAUCUCUCUGGACACGUCCUACUGGACCUUCGUCAACUGCUUUGCGGUUUUGGGAAGCAUCGCCAUCUACUUUGGCAUCAUGUUUGACAUCCACAGCGCUGGGAUCCACGUCAUCUUCACUUCCCAGUUCACCUUCACCGGGGUGGCGUCCAACGCUCUGCGACAGCCGUACCUGUGGUUGACCAUCAUCCUGACCGUGGGCAUCAGCCUCCUGCCCGUCAUCUGCAUCCAGUUCCUCCAUAAAACCAUCUGGCCUUCAGUCGGAGACAAGGUCCAGAGGAACAGGAGGAAGUACGAGCUGGAGCUGGAGGAGGAGGAGAGGAAGAGGGCGCCGGCGUUCCAGCGCGGCCGCCGCUCCCGCCGCUCUGCCUACGCCUUCUCGCACUCCCGUGGCUACGCCGACCUCAUCGCAUCCGGUCGCAGCAUCCGGCGACGCCCUCCGACCCGGGGAGGACCCCAGGACAGCAUCCGGGAGGUUCCUCAGACGGAGGCGGAGAACAUCUGAUGGGCGGGGCUGGGGGCGGAGCCAGACUGAGCCCGAGACUGUCGAGGCUGUAAAUACAGACGUUGACCAUAGAGGAUGUGGACCAAUGGAGCGCUCCGAGACUCGGCUACUGCUCCGCCCCGAUGGGAGGGAGGGGACGUCAAACGAAGCCCCGCCCAUCCAUCGUCCACGCACAGACUGUUAAAGCUCACCGAAGACGCAACCGCCGCCGCCGGGGUUUCCUGUCAUGCGACUGUGUGACUGCUAAUGUUGUUAAACUCAGGAUUUUAAAGUGAAAAGACGUAUUUUUAGUUCCUUCAGCCACGUUUCUGCGUAAAUGAGACGCUCGACACGUCUCCAGUUUUAGCCUGAUAUUUAUGGAAUACUUGAAAUCACACUUUCAUCCGUUUAAUCCCUUUUUUUCUCCAAACAGGCUAAUAUUUUCACAUGUCAAAGCGCCUCCUUUUUAAUAUUUUCUUAUGAAAUAUGAUGUCAUGUUAAUAUGUCGGACUAUGCAAGGUGGUUGGAUGUUACAAAGUGUCUUAACUUAAAAAUAAAUUGUGAUUAUUUUCUUUAUCAGAUGUCUUAAGUGACCUUACAGACGGGUGUUUUAAUCACUAAUUUAAACAAGUUUCUUUUCGUUUCGUCCAUUAAAUCUGUUACGAGGCUGUAGUUUUUCUUCUCUCAAUGUUUAUUUUUUUGACUGUCGUUAAAUUAGAACUAACGAGUGUCGGCUCUUUAUCAUUAAUUCAACAAAUAUUAAUCAGGAUUUCUUUUGUGUUUGUUUCUUGUUUACAACAAACCCAAAGAAACUUUUCAGUUCCAUUAUUGACGUUAUCGUAUCCAGCGAACGGUGUGAAGCCAAAUCCAACCUGAUCUGUGACUGUUGUGGUCACCGUAGUGUUACUGUAUGCAGACGAUGUGGUUUUAUUACUGAGAGAGGAAGCUUCUGUCAUAUCAUGGUAUUUUAUUAUCUGCUUGUUAAUAAAAAGCCAAAGGCACAUGUUAA